CGCAGUUUGAGCUUCAGCCUCUUUUCAAACUCCAAAGCCUCGCGACAGUCUCCAUCGCCCUACUUUGAUCUAAUUUUGGUAUCUGCGCGACAGACGAACUGCUAGCUGAACAAUGUCUUCCAUCUCAGAGCUUCAAGCAGAGCGGCAAACAUAUCAGGAACAGCUGGAUAUUGUUUUUUCCCAAAUCCGCGAUGACCCUGAUAAUGCCGAGCUCCAGGCGCUCCAAGGAGAGCUGAAGAACUUUGUCGAUCUCCUAGACGAAAACAUCGCCGAUUUAAAGUCGAAGCAGGCGCCCAAGCCUGAUCCAAAACCAGCCGCGCCUCCUCCAGAGCCGGCCAAGUGGUCGAAAGAGAACCACCCCGCCUUCAAAAAGGCUGCACCACCGGUUGAGGAAAAAGAAGAGGUUGCUGUGCAGUAUCAGGUCAAUGACUCCGUCAUGGCAAAAUGGCUUUCGGGCGACAAGGGUUUCUAUCCGGCGCGUAUCACCUCCAUCACUGGAUCAUCUACGGAUCCCAUCUAUAUCGUGAAAUUCAAGAGCUACGACAACACGGAGACGCUUCGAUCGAGAGACAUUCGCCCUAUUUCCAAUAAACGAAAAGCCGAAGGCCCUGCGUCAGCAUCAAGUACCCCUGUGGCCACUACGCCGGCUCCAGGAGUUGUUAGCUCCGCCGGCGCUACGAUGUACCCAGAGGCGAAGAAAGAACCAGAGGCAGACAAAGAUGCUGCUAAGCCACCCAAGCCAAAGAAGAUCAAGGCCAAAAAAGAGCUAGAAGCUGGCAAGUCCAAAUGGCAAGAUUUCAACGCCAAGUCAAAGUUUGGUAAAUCUAACAAGAAGGACUCUAUGUUUCGCACACCCGAGGGAAUCCAUGGGAGAGUUGGAUUUACUGGCUCUGGCAAGACAAUGAGCAAGGACCCUACACGUAGUCGGCACAUCUACCAAGUUAAUGAAGAACUCGACUGAAAAUGCAUUGCCUCAACUAGGCAGCCACUGGGGAAAGCUUGAAUUGAUGACGAAAGGCGUUAAGGAGCUGGGAAACUUUUGUUUAUACCGCGGUAAUAUGCCUUGCGAUAAGUUGUUGAAGAGGCUAACAUUUAUGCAUUUGGCUUUUUUUUACACCAGAAUUUUAUAUCGCGGCUUCGAGAAGAGGAAUUAAAGUUAUGGGAACAUUGGCUGCCACUUGGCAAAAUACAAGACGCUUUAUUCAAGAAUAGGCGGCCCCUUUUGGGAUGUGGAAUGCAUUGCUAAGUUACGAUGGCAGGUUCCCACGAUCACCCUUUCAUCAAACGAGGUUUAAAUUUCCAAGCAUGCCAUCUAAAUCAAUCUUGGGGCAGAUAGCUUUAGCUAUAUCGAGAAAGGCUG
Messenger RNA from Trichoderma atroviride IMI 206040, 1360 nucleotides. RefSeq lists its product as uncharacterized. The record is from RefSeq and is a predicted model, not a curated record. Gene Ontology annotation, cellular component: nucleus. Gene Ontology annotation, biological process: negative regulation of transcription by RNA polymerase II. Lineage: Eukaryota; Fungi; Ascomycota; Sordariomycetes; Hypocreales; Hypocreaceae. Gene Ontology annotation, molecular function: RNA polymerase II cis-regulatory region sequence-specific DNA binding; DNA-binding transcription repressor activity, RNA polymerase II-specific.